This is a messenger RNA of Botrytis fragariae, 942 nucleotides long. RefSeq names its product putative urease accessory protein. The record is from RefSeq and is a predicted model, not a curated record. Lineage: Eukaryota; Fungi; Ascomycota; Leotiomycetes; Helotiales; Sclerotiniaceae. The coding region runs from base 1 to 942 and encodes 313 amino acids. The transcript is spliced from 2 exons. Gene Ontology annotation, molecular function: nickel cation binding.
AUGAGUCUUCAAGUGGAGUCUCUGGAUAUAGAGAAUAGGUCUCAGGAUAAAGGGAAUGAAUCUCGGGAUAUAGUGGAUGAGAUUCAAGAACUGGAGAGGAAACUAGCAGCCGCAAAAGCCCGAUUAGGCGAUCGAACUACAUCCUCUCCAUUAUCUGAAGAUAAAGAUCCUAUUGCUAUCAACAAUGUUCUCUCUCCCCAGUCUAACCAUUUCCUUCUCCUCCUCUCCGACUCCGCCCUCCCACUCGGUUCAUUUGCCUUCAGUAGUGGUUUAGAAUCCUACCUCGCGCACACAAAACCCAGAUCAUCAUUCCCAGAUUUUCUGGCCUUCUCACUAUCUUCCUAUGCAUCUACUACCCUCCCAUUCGUACUCGCUGCGCAUCGGAACCCUAGAGAUUUAGUUGAUUUAGAUGAUGCUCAAGACGCAUCAAUCAUGUGUACCGUAGGAAGACGUGCUUCGAUUGCGCAGGGAAGAGCUUUAUUGUCUAUCUGGGAUCGAUCAUUUUCCGCUGCUUUGUCUACAGGGUUGACUACUUCCGGUCCGGUCGAUGGAGUUGAUACAUUGAAGGAAUUCUCCAUGCUGCUAAAAUCUAUAUCUUCCGCACCCAAAACGACACCUGGAGAAAUACCGCCCGUAUCGGCUCAUCUUGCUCCUUUGUUUGGCGCCAUUACGUCGACUGUGGGAAUGAGUUUAGAACAAACAGCUUAUGUAUUUAUGUUAAGUCAUGUGAAAGCACUGCUUUCAGCUGCGGUGAGAGCCAGUAUGUUUGGGCCCUAUCAUGCCCAGAAGGUUUUGGCGAGUGAAGAGGUGCAAAUAGGAAUCAAAGAAGCUAUUGAGAGGGAGUGGAAUACCAAGAUUGAGGAUGCGGGUCAAAGUGUACCGGUUAUGGAUCUAUGGAUUGGAAGGCAUGAAAUGUUGUAUUCGAGAAUUUUCAAUAGCUGA